AUGGGCGUGCCGCUGGCCGCCAUUGCCGAUGCCCUCCACGCGCUACCCGAAGGCCGCACGCCCACCGUGGCCGACUGGCGCCGUUUGUCCGCGCGCUGGCGCGAUGACCUGGAGGAACGCAUCCGCACACUGACCGUGCUGCGCGAUCAGCUCGAUGGCUGCAUCGGAUGCGGCUGUCUUUCGCUCAAGGUGUGCCCGCUGCGCAAUCCGCAGGAUGUGCUGGCGCAACAGGGGCCGGGGCCGCACUUCUGA
Messenger RNA from Ostertagia ostertagi, 252 nucleotides. The record is from the annotation of a GenBank genome assembly. NCBI's taxonomy places the organism in Eukaryota, Metazoa, Nematoda, Chromadorea, Rhabditida, Trichostrongylidae.